GUGGUCGAAGCAGAGCACUGCGUUUCUCCACGUCUCCCAUGAGCUCCUCCUCUUCUCUGCCAACUUCGAGAAAACAUCCCGUCCUCUUCUCUCUUUUCCUGAAAUUCCUCUUUCUCCAAUCCCCGUCUAGAGAACAGGAAAGCUCCGUCUCCCUCAUGUCUUCCGUCUUCCAUUCUCUCAUCUCUCCUCUCUCUCUCCACCUCCCUCCGUGAGGCGUCGACGCGCUCCUCUACGGCAGUGCAGAACUGAGGAAGGCGCCUCUCUUCUAUUCUCUGAAGAGCGCUGGUUUGAGCAAGUUGAACUGAAAGUCCGUCUCUGGCAUCUUAUUGCAGUGCUCACAAAAACCACGUUAUACGCAACCCUAGAGAGAGAGAGAGAGACUUCGUUCGACAGCAUAAGCAUAGACAUAUAUAUACAUAUAUAUAUAUAUAUAUAUAUAUGUAUAUAUAUAUAUUGAUGGGAGGAGGAGGAGAUACAAGAAGGAGUGCGGGGCACAGAAGACGCGAGAAAGAAGGAAGCUGGCGAAGGACGCGAUGGAGAAAGCAGGACGAGAAAUCUGUGGCGGCUGCUUGCGGCCUGCGUCCGUCUGCUACUGCGCAUGCUUGCCGAACCCCCCGCUGAGUUUUUCUGCGGACUUUUCUGAAGUCGUGAAGGGUCUCGUGGUGUACGUACACCCGCUGGAAGUGAAGCGGAAGAUGGGAUCUCUUCCCCUGCUCACGCGUUCUGUCACUCCCGUCCACGUUUUCUGUCGAAGAAAGCCUGGAAGUAUUAAGUUGCAGAGAUCAGCUCGUCCUCCGCAUUUCCUUCGAGACAGAGAAGCUCCGCCGCAAAAAAAGAGUGUACGAGGUCAAGAGUUGCCCUCUCGUCCAUCGUCACUUGCGUCCUCUUCAUCUUCGUCUUCUUCAUCCGUGUCGAGUUGUCAUCUUUCUUCAGCAUCUUCUUCCUCUUCCUGUCCGUUUCCCUCUCUCGACUCUCAAGCUUCCUCUGCCUCUUGGGUGUACGAUGAGGACGUGAGCGUCUUGGAAGGCGGCUGCUGCACGAAGCCGUUCCUGCCUCGGCCUCUCUCUUCUCCGGUGCCUCACUCGUCUUCUUCUCUUCCUCUUCCUGCGUCUCCGCCGUCUGAGGGAGAGUCCAACAACUUGCUGCUGUUGUUUCCGACGCCCUGGAGUUUCGAACUGGGCGCAGGAGCUCUCCCACUGAAGCUGCCGGUGACGCUCCUCUGUCUGGACGGCACUUGGAAGGAGGCGAAGGAGAUGCUCCGCGCUGCGCCUUGGCUCGAAGACAUUCCUGCCGUGAGACUCCCGGCGCCGCCUCCAGAAAACGACGAAAGACGAGGAAAAGAAGAUCGAAGUGGGAACGAAGAAAGAAAAGAAAGAAAAGAAGGAGAAGGAAGAGAUGGACAGAUCAACUCGAGGACAGAGCCUUCUAAGCACCAGGAGGAGAGGGGAGAGGCAACGGACAUCUGGGGAGCCUACGGCUUCGUGCGAACGCCCUCUCGGAAAGUCGCAGACGAAGGGGGUGUAUGUACAGCCGAAGCGGUGGCGCGAAGUCUCGCUUUGAUUGCUCGCUGGAGCAGAGCACACAGCAGCGAGAGAGCGAAGAACUUCGACAAGGUGCUUCUGAACCUUUUAGCGUUCGUCGCGAGGAGACAAAUCCAGUGCAAGGAGGCGAAGGACGCGGGCGACAAGGCGCAGAAGGAGGAACGCAGAGAGUAGAGGCAGACAGUGGAAUCGCCAGGUUCGAGGACCGACCUCUGCGCUGCGUGUGUGUGUACACCCGGACAGAUGGCCAGGGAGGCGUCCGUCAACAGUGAAGAGUUGGAGAGGUUCCAACGACGCGUCUCGCCUCUUCACACGAAGGUGGCUGGAAGGCGCUGUGCGCAAACAGAGCGUUUCUGCAAUGAAGCAGCUUUUCGGCAGACACGAACAUCGGUGGAACGCUGAGAGUCGCCGCUUCGAGCUGAUCUCCCCAUGUCAGAGGGGAACGCGACUGCGCGAACGCUCUGGCCUCCGUUCCACGGACCUUGCUGUCGGUCCACCACCUCGUCCACGUCAUCUGAUGUGCAUUUCUUCGCAUGCAAACAGCUGGGAGUGUGUAUGCGUGUGUGUCGGCUGCAACGUUGGUGCUUGUCACUGGCGGAGCGUGAGGCGUCGGCGCGAGCAGAGAACAGUGGCAGAAAACGAGCAGGGAGAAGAGCGGGAGAGAGAAGCGCGAGGAAAACGCGAAGAGGAAGUGCAGGCGAUACAGGUGGGGAAGUGGAGGCGGUAACGCAGUGUCGGCGAAGACCAGCCUCGUGAGCCUGUUGCGAGACACAGGAGACUUGGAUGUCGACGGCACAUUGAUAAGAGACGAACUUCGAGGGACAGUGAGGUGACCUGCAGGUUGCAAGCGGAGAAGGAGACGACGGAGAGCGAAGAAUUCAAGAGCGAAGAAUUCAAGAGCGAAGAAUUCAAGAGGGGAGAAACGGGAGAACGGAGAAACGGGAGAACGGAGAAACGGGAGAACGAAGAAACGGGAGAACGGAGAAGCGAACCCCUUCCAAAGAGACAUCAGCGACCAGCUCUGUUGGAUGCGCACUCUGCGUCGUUUCCUCUCUACUCAGUUUCUUUUUGGUCCUCGUGCCGCGAAAGUUCUGUUCGCGAAACGCGCUUCUUCCUGCGUUGAAUCCAAGCUUGUGAUGCAUUCGGUGCUUCUGUCGAACCGUGGGGAACUGGUGUUGUCAACGUUGUGUUGAGAGGAUUGGAGGUUACCAAGUCCGUCUCUCGGGAGAAAAAAGCAAACCCUCUUGUCCGGAUUUUCUUGCUCCAUCUCUUCACUCUGCCUGUCACGGCCUCUUUCACAUUUCCCCGACACACAUGGCUGUGGACUCACACGAAAACAGACGCAAACUCGCUCACGUCUGGCGAGGUUAUGUCUG
This is a messenger RNA of Toxoplasma gondii ME49, 2917 nucleotides long. RefSeq lists its product as hypothetical. The coding region runs from base 534 to 1715 and encodes 393 amino acids. The transcript has a single exon. NCBI's taxonomy places the organism in Eukaryota, Apicomplexa, Conoidasida, Eucoccidiorida, Sarcocystidae. The record is from RefSeq and is a predicted model, not a curated record.